AUGACGGUGCAAGCUACCAUGACAAAAAGAAGAAAGGAAUCGCCAUUGACAUCAAGGCUUGAUGAACUUCCUGCGCAUAUCUUGAGAUCAAUCUUCCACAGGAUAAAUUUCAAUGAUCUUGUUCAAGCCAAAUCCGUUUGUCGUUCAUGGAACUUACUUGGAGACGAGCUUACUUCAAAGAUGCCAUGGCUCAUGCUUCCUUCCAAGAAACAGGUUGAGGAAGGAGAUGGUAUUAACGUUAACAACAAUGGCUACCAUGGGUUUUUGAAUCUCAUGGAAAAUCGUCUUUAUAGCUUGAAGACGACGCCCAAGGAGUUUAGUGAAUGUUGCUGCAUUGGUUCUUCACAUGGAUGGUUGGUUUUCUUGCAAGAGAAGGAAGUCCCGUUUCUGUUUAACCCUUUCAAGCAAGUGAAGAUCGAACUCCCUUCUGUCGAUCGUCUGCUAGGGUUGGAAAAGAUGGUACGAAACGUUGAUGGUGAAUUCGAACUUAAUUACCUCAAUGUCUUAAAAGGAUCUCGUACGUUUAUGUUUAAGUUGUGUCAUGGGAAACAACAAGUGCGAGAAUGUUUAAUUCAGAAAGCGAUUCUGACCGGAAAAGAAGAAAACAACGACAAUGGAAACUGUGGUCUGGUUUUGCUUUGUAAUAACGGUGAGGAGAUUGCACAUAAUGCAAUUGGAAGCGAUUAUUGGACUAUUCUUGACUUCAGCCAUCCACCCUAUCAGGAUAUCAUAUGUCAUCGAAACCGUCUCUAUGCUUUAAGCGACAAAAACAGUAUCGAAGUCUGGGAUUUCCACAUCGGAGGCAACCAUGUCGUCAAAAAGUCCGACUUCAUUUUUGCUUUUCCCCACAAGUCGCUUGCCGAAGAAAAAUCGUUGAGAGAUGUUUGCACCUGCAGGUUUUACUUGGUUGAAUCGUGUGGGGAUCUUUUGUUUGUGGUGAGGUUCAGUGGGGAUUAUGUGGAUUGGGAUGGGACAUUGCUUCAUGAACAUGAUCUUUUGACAGAAGGCAGCAAUCACCCCAAGGUUUGUCCUUACAGGACCUUCUUGUUCCAUGUUUACAAGAUGGAUUUCAAUGAGCUCAAGUGGGUGGAGAUGGAUACUUUAGGUGAUCGCGCUCUAUUCUUGGGCGGAAAUCAGUCGGUUUCGGUGUCGACUCGGUGUUUUCUGAACUGCGAAAAGGAUUGCAUUUAUUUCAGUGAUGAUUGUUGGGAGAGGAUGGAAGAAGAUUACUUGUAUGGUGGGCAUGAUGUGGGGAUAUAUAACAUGAAAGAUGGAAGCUUGAAGCCGGUUUUUGAAUUUUCUUCGGACAAGAUUCAGCCACCGCCUUGUUGGGUCAUCCCAGACUCAGCCAUGUCUGAAUCCUAG
Molecule: messenger RNA, 1365 nt
Organism: Hibiscus syriacus
Lineage: Eukaryota; Viridiplantae; Streptophyta; Magnoliopsida; Malvales; Malvaceae
Product: F-box protein At4g35733-like
Exons: 1
Coding region: 1-1365 (454 amino acids)
Molecular function (GO): protein binding
Source: RefSeq, a predicted model, not a curated record